AUGGCUAUGCGUGACUAUGCAGCCGAUAAAGAAUCUUUUAAGAACUUCUUCAUAGAUUUUUGUCAAACUGAUGAUGAAGGGAAUAAACAGUUCAAAUACUCAGAUCAACUCACCAAGGUUGCACACAGAGAACAAAAUGCAUUUGUGGUGGACUUGGAUGAUUUACACGAUGCUAACGAGGAGCUGGCGGAGGCAGUGCGGCAGAACACGCGGCGGUACACCACCAUGGUGUCAGAUGUUGUGUAUGAGAUGCUUCCAGACUUCAAGCACAGAGAGGUGAUUGCCAAAGAUGCACUGGAUGUGUACAUAGAGCACAGAAUUAUGCUGGAGGCCAGGAACCACAGGAUCCCUGGAGAGAUGAGGGAUCCCCGCAACAGAUACCCUCCGGAACUCAUUAGGAGAUUUGAGGUGUACUUCAAGGACCUGUCCUCAUCAAAAUCCCUGCCAAUCAGAGAGGUGAAGGCUGAGCACAUUGGCAAACUGGUCACUAUUAGAGGCAUAGUGACGCGGUGCACGGACGUGAAGCCCCUGCUGGUGGUGGCGACGUACUCGUGCGCGGCGUGCGGCGCGGAGACGUACCAGCCGGUGCGCGGCCUGCAGUUCACGCCGCCGCCCGCCUGCACGGCCGACGACUGCCGCCUCAACAAGACGGCCGGACAACUACACCUGCAGACCAGAGGCUCACGCUUCCAGAAGUUCCAGGAACUUAAGAUACAGGAACAUUCUGACCAAGUGCCAGUGGGUCACAUUCCGCGUCAGUUGUCUGUGUACUGUCGCGGAGAGACGACGCGCCGCGCCCAGCCUGGAGACCAUGUGGCAGUCACUGGAGUCUUCCUACCACUGCUCACUUCUGGCUUCAGACAAGUUGUGCAAGGACUUCUCUCUGACACUUACUUGGAGGCCCAUUCAGUGCACUGCCUGAACCAGUCAGACGAGAGUGAGAUGGCUGAGGCCCUGACGGAGGAGGAAUUGGCAGAGCUCGCGGAUGAGGACCUGUACUCACGCAUGGCGCGCAGUCUGGCGCCAGAGAUAUACGGACAUGAAGACGUUAAGAAGGCACUGUUGUUGCUACUAGUAGGAGGUGUUGAUAAACGUCCAAACGGUAUGAAGAUCCGUGGCAACAUAAACAUAUGCCUGAUGGGUGACCCUGGAGUGGCGAAGUCUCAGUUGUUGAACUACAUCGACCGCCUCGCGCCGCGCUCUCAGUACACCACGGGUCGGGGCUCCUCCGGGGUCGGACUCACUGCCGCUGUUAUGAAGGACCCAUUCACUGGUGAGAUGAUGUUAGAGGGUGGUGCACUAGUAUUGGCUGACCAGGGCGUGUGCUGCAUCGACGAAUUUGACAAGAUGGCGGAGAACGAUCGAACCGCCAUACACGAGGUCAUGGAACAACAGACCAUCAGCAUUGCCAAGGCGGGUAUAAUGACGUGCCUGAACGCGCGCGUGUCGAUCCUGGCGGCGGCCAACCCCGCGUACGGCCGCUACAACCCCAAGCGGACCAUAGAACAGAACAUUCAGCUGCCUGCUGCACUACUCUCCAGAUUUGACCUCUUGUGGCUCAUACAGGAUAAGCCUAACCGCGAGAAGGACUUGGAGCUAGCGAAGCAUAUAGCGUACGUACACCAGCACUCGGCCCAGCCGCCGGGCGCGGUGCGCGCGCUGCCCAUGCGCCUCGUGCGGCGGUACGUCGCGCUCACCAAGAGGAAGAACCCCACCGUGCCCACGCACCUCGCCGACUACAUAGUCUCGUCAUACGUGGAGCUCCGUCGCGAGGCCCGCAACGCGCGCGACGUCACCUUCACGUCGGCCAGGAAUCUGCUCGCCAUACUACGACUGUCCACCGCACUGGCUAGACUCAGGUUGUCAGAUGUAGUGGAAAAAGAGGAUGUGUCGGAAGCUAUCCGUCUGGUUGAAAUGUCGAAACAGUCUCUGGCGCCUGUAGACGAGAACGUGCAAAGGGGUAUAAGUUCGACCGACCGCAUCUUCGCGAUCGUGCGCGACCUGGCAGGAUCGAACCAAACUGUUAAGAUAGCUGACGUCAUCGAGCGCUGUGUCGACAAGGGAUUCAAACCCGAUCAAGUGGACGCUUGCAUCGAGGAAUACGAAAAUCUCAAUGUGUGGCAAGUAAACCAAGUGCGAACGAAGAUCACGUUUAUGUAA
Messenger RNA from Spodoptera littoralis (African cotton leafworm), 2160 nucleotides. Lineage: Eukaryota; Metazoa; Arthropoda; Insecta; Lepidoptera; Noctuidae. The record is from the annotation of a GenBank genome assembly.